UUUGUUGCCCUUCGAAAAUAUUCCGGCUUGUGAAAAAUACUGGGGUAUUGUAUGUACUAAGCCGUUGUUGGUCAAAAAUCUGUCAAUCGCUUUUAAUUAUUUGUAAAUGUCGACUUUGUAGUUGUAGUAGCGGCGAUCGUUAGAUAUGCACCCACGGAUCUUGUGCAGUGGCACGGCUGCGGCUGUCGCUUCCAGGAGAAUAAGGACUAUCCUGGGCGCCGUCCUGGGAAGAGAGGGCUGGAUGUGGAGAAGCCAUGAGGUCAAAUUUCUCAACACAUCCUCUGGGGACACGGUGAUGAUUGGAGACAUUUCAUACAAACUCAAAACCCCACGCAACCCAGAGCUGGUUCCUGUGAAACACAUUUCAGAGUCCUUGCCCCAGGUUGUGGCCCAGCACUUGAGAUGGAUUAUGCAGAAAGACCUCCUGGGCCAGGAUGUCUUUCUAAUCGGUCCCCCUGGACCUUUGAGACGAACCAUAGCCAUGCAAUACCUUGAGUUGACCAAAAGAGAAGUGGAGUAUGUGGCUCUGUCCAGGGACACCACAGAGACUGACCUGAAACAGAGGAGGGAGAUCAGGGCCGGGACCGCUUUCUAUGUAGACCAGUGUGCCGUUAGGGCGGCCACUCAAGGCCGAGUUCUGGUUCUGGAGGGGCUGGAAAAGGCCGAGAGAAAUGUUCUGCCUGUGCUCAACAACCUCCUGGAGAACAGAGAGAUGCAGUUGGAGGACGGACGCUUCCUUAUGGCGUCCGAGCGCUAUGACAAGCUGUUAAAGGAGCACACCAAAGAAGAGCUGGACAGUUGGAAGAUUGUCCGUGUAAGCGAGGACUUCCGGGUCAUCGCCCUUGGCCUUCCUGUCCCCAAGUACAAAGGCAACCCCCUGGAUCCUCCCCUCCGCUCUCGAUUCCAGGCUCGAGACAUCUAUUACUUGCCGUUUAAGGACCAGUUGGAGCUGUUGUACACAGCAGGACCAAAUAUUCCCGCAGAGAGAGUGUCCCAGUUGCUGUCCCUUGCCACAACACUGUGCUCCCAGGAAUCAUCCAACUUGGGCCUUCCUGACUUCCCCAUGGACAACCUCUUCCAUGGCCUUAAUGUGCUGAAUGUGUUCCCCACGAUGUCCUCACAGCAGCUGGUCCAGAGCCUCUACCCCUACAACAUUAUGCUGGGCAAGGACGGGUGCAGCGCUGUGGAGAGUGUCCUCAGUAGAUUUGAGCUGAUGGAUGGCGGUCACAAGUCUCCAGGCAGCACCGUUGUCAGUGUGUCUAAGACAGCGGGCUUCGAAGGAUACGCAGACGUCACCAUGCGUGUUGCAGAUGAAGACGUUACCUUUCAGGUCCCCAUGGGCACCAAAGGGCCCCGCCCACCCAACUGUAACCCUGCCUUCAUCAGCACCCCUAGCCACAGUCAGCUGAUUGCUGACAUGAUGAAGUCACACAUGGUGAAGGACAUGUGUCUGAUAGGAGCCAAGGGUUGUGGCAAGUCAGUGAUUGCCAGAGAGUUCGCAGAGCUGCUUGGCUACAGCGUAGAACCGGUCAUGCUCUACCAGGACAUGACGGCCAGGGACCUUCUCCAGCAGAGAUUCACACUCCCUAACGGUGACACGGCAUGGCGUCCGUCUCCGUUGGUCACGGCCGCCAUGGAAGGCAAGCUGCUGCUGCUGGAUGGAAUACACAGGAUCAACUUGGGAACGCUGGCUGUUCUUUCAAGGUUACUCCAUGACCGUGAGUUGGAUCUGUAUGAUGGCACCAGGCUGCUGAGGUGGGACAGGUAUCAGGGACUGAAGGAGGAAAUGCAAUUUACUGACCAGCAACUUCAAGAGAGGUCAAUCUUCGCCAUCCACCCAUCGUUCAGAGUUCUCGCCCUCGCUGAGCCUCCAGUAGUGGGCGCCAUUGCGAACACCGGUGGCAAAAGCAAAGGUCAGCAGUGGCUGGGCCCCGAGUUGCUAACGAUGUUCCUGUAUCACACCGUCAGCCCGCUGGCCCGAGCAGAGGAGGUCGGCCUCCUGCAAGGACUGUCUCCCAAUGUCCCAAAAGAAGCCGCCGAGCAGCUACUGCACCUCACACACACACUGCGGCAGACAAAUGACUCCACGGCACAGUCACUGGCCUCCUCCCUCUCCACCAGACAGUUGUUGAGGAUAUGUCGCCGGCUCUCUCGCUAUCCCGAGGAGUGCAUCGCCCACGCCGUCAAUAAGGCUUGCCUGUCAAGGUUCCUGCCCAGCGUGGCUCGUGCGUCUUUGCAGAAAAGCCUCACCAACUGCUCCAUAGAAGAGACUCAUGAUGCUGAAAGCACACGUGACUUGACAUGUGUGGUCAAAGAUGGGGUGCUCACAAUCGGCAAAGUGUCCUCUCCUGUCUACAAGCCCAAUGAGAAAAUGAAGGUUCCGGAUGUGCUCUUCUAUGAUAAUCCCCAGCACAUGAUGGUGAUGGAGGACAUGUUGAAGGACUUCCUACUAGGAGAGCACCUUCUCCUGGUGGGCAACCAGGGUGUGGGUAAGAAUAAAAUAGUGGAUCGCUUCCUGCACCUUCUGAACCGACCCAGGGAGUACUUACAACUGCACAGAGAUACAACUGUACAGACGCUGACCUUGCAGCCUUCAGUCCGAGACGGCAUCAUCACAUAUGAGGACUCACCUCUGGUAAAAGCGGUGAAGAUGGGACACAUACUGGUAAUCGACGAGGCUGAUAAAGCCCCCACCAACGUCACCUGCAUCCUCAAAACCCUGGUGGAGAGCGGAGAGAUGAUCCUUGCAGACGGACGCAGAAUCAUCUCAGAUCCACUUGAAGCCAAGCGGAGGCCCAAGACCAUCGUCAUGCACCCUGACUUCAGAAUGAUUGUGCUGGCUAACAGACCAGGCUUCCCCUUCCUGGGCAAUGACUUCUUUGGCGCUCUGGGUGACAUCUUCAGCUGCCAUGCCGUGGACAACCCAAAGCCCCGGGCCGAGCUGGCCAUGUUGAAGCAGUACGGCCCGAACGUUCCCGAUGCCACCCUGGAGAAACUGGUGGCGGCCUUCGGAGAGCUCAGGUCCAUGGCCGACCAAGGCACCAUCGCCUACCCGUACUCCACCCGAGAGGUUGUCAACAUUGUCAAGCAUCUCCAGAAUUUCCCCGGCGAGGGUCUGGCUAACGUGGUGCGGAACGUCUUUGACUUUGACUCGUACAGCAAGGACACGCGCGACGUCCUGAUUGAAGCACUGCACAAGCACGGAAUCCCUAUUGGGGCCAAACCCAGCUCCGUCCAACUGGCCAACGAGUUGCCCUUGCCAGAAGCCAUGAUGACAUCAUACUGGACCGUCAGUCAAGGCGUCAACGCUCGGCGCAAAAUGCUGUGUCCAUCCGAGACACACCGCAUAGAUGUCAAGGGCCCUGCGUACCUGCGUGUUCAGGCCUAUCCUUGCCAAAGGCAGGAGAGCCGGGCAUUGAGUUUCAGCGAGGAAAAAGUCCACUGGCAGAUUCCCAUGAAUGAAGUGAACAUCAUCUCUGACGUCGCCACCAAAGAUGACAUGUUGUACGUGGCCACAUGUAACCCCGUGACCCUUUACUCCAUGAGGGAGCGUGGGGAGACUAUCCAUUGCGUGGAACUUUACAACAUUUUCCCCAGAACAGUCAGCGGUGUGUGGCAGCCCUUUGUCACAGUCGCCCCCCUUGGGAGUCCUUUGGAGGGGCAGGUGGUGCUGCACGAGGAACAGAGUAACACGGUGCUCCAUGUGGACAUGGCGACGGGCGCCGUGCGGAGGCUCACGUUGUCUCCACACAGCGAGCAGACCCCCAGCAAAACUUCCAAUUGGUGGAGCAGCAAGGAACCACAGGGUGAGUACAAGAUGUGUUGCGACUUUGCCCACAAGAACUGGCUGCUCUUCUACAAGGAAGACGGCAACCAGCUGGAGGUGCUAGAUGUGCUGGAGGGUCAGGUCCACACCAUCUCACUGCCAAUCAACCUUAAAUCCGUCUUCUUGGUGGCGGAGGAUCGCUGGCUACUGCUGGAGAGCAACACUGACAACAGGAAGUACCUGCUGACCAAGCCUAUGCACAUGGCGGCUGAGGAUUCUGGAGUGUGUCAGCUUCACAGCAUCAGUGAGGACGCCGUCAGCCCGGGGCACGGGACCAGCUCAGAUGGUGCAUGCAUUCCCCAGAUGAUGUCAUGUGACCAACUUCCCAACGAAAACCUCAGUGCUGCCCUCAGCCAAAAGAUCAUCUCACCAAAUCGCAUCAUGACCGACACCGGCUCCUUCGCCCGAGUCAUUGUGGGCUUCCCAGACCUCAUGUCUCCAAAUGAGGUGUACAGCUUUAAGAGGACCGUUGACCUGUCAGAGAUGAAGAGCAGCGGCGCUCACACGUUCCUCCGAGGUGGCCUCCGGACUACGUCCGCCAAGAGAAGCAAUUGCGUGAGUCUGCUCUCAGCCAAUCAGGUGGUCCGAGCUCUUCCGCCGAGCAAGGUGCCCCUGAAGGAGGUCUACCCCAAAGAUGUCACCCCUCCCAUGACUUCAGGCUACCUAGAAGUGACUGAUCUGAACUCGAAAAAAGUCAAAUAUAUUCCUGUUCCAAGGUCCAUGUCUGUGUCGCCUUACACCAGCUGGUUGUCCAAGGUGUCUGAAACCGACAUGCUGAUAGCACCACUCAGCUCAGGCGGCGUAGUCACCGUGGACAUGGGGGGCUACGUCCGUCUCUGGGAGACUGGGCUGGCUACACUGCAGCGAUCGCUGAUGGAGUGGAGGAAUAUGAUUGGCUCUGAGGAUGGCAGGCCUGUACAGAUUACUAUUAAGAGGGACAGUGGUUUGGACGUCAGUGCCCCGAAACACGGCAAGGUGGACCCCAAAAAUGCUCCUCACGUGGGCGGCAACCAAUGGGCGGGUGGCACAGGUGGCAGAGACACAGCUGGGCUGGGCGGCAGAGGGGGCCCUUAUCGCCUUGAUGCAGGACACAAGGUGUACCAGGUUUCUCAGGCAGAAAAGGAUGCCGUCCCAGAGGAGGUCCGCCAAGCCGCACGAGAAAUGGCAAGGAAAGCCUUCAAAGAGAGACUGAAGGAGAUAGACAUGAGUGAGUACGACGCCGCCACCUAUGAGCGAUUCUCCAGCGCGGUCAGGAGACAGGUUCAGUCUCUGCGCAUCAUCCUGGACACAUUGCAGGCUAAAGCAAAGGAGCGCCAGUGGCUGAAGAACCAGGCUCUGGGAGAACUGGACGAUGCUAAAAUCAUUGACGGCCUCACUGGAGAGAAAGCCAUAUAUAAACGCAGAGGAGAGCUCGACCCUGAGCCUGGCACUCCUCAGCAAAAGCCCAAGCGUUUGCGUGUGCUGGCUGACGUGUCAGGAAGCAUGUACCGCUUCAACGGCGUGGACGGCCGGCUGGAGCGCUCCAUGGAGGCCGUGUGCAUGGUCAUGGAGGCCCUUGAAAGCUACGAGCACAAGUUCAAGUAUGACAUCUUGGGCCACUCAGGCGACGGAUACGACAUCGAGCUGGUCCAAGUGAACAAAGUCCCCAAAAACAACAAGCAGAGACUCACUGUUCUCAAGACUAUGCAUGCCCAUGCUCAGUUCUGCAUGAGCGGUGACCACACUGUGGAGGGCACGGCUGCCAGCAUCAAGGAGCUGUCACAGGAGGAGGCCGACGAGCACUUUGUGGUGGUGCUGAGUGACGCCAACCUGGAGCGCUACGGCAUCAGGCCGGAGCACUUUGCCCGGGUGCUGACCUCCGACCCGCAGGUCAACGCCUUUGCCAUCUUCAUCGGGUCCCUAGGGGAUCAGGCUGAAAGACUCCAAAAGACCCUUCCUGCUGGGAGGUCCUUCGUCGCCAUGGACACCAAGCAGAUCCCCCAAAUACUACAGCAGAUCUUCACGUCCACCAUGCUGUCCAGUGCUUGAUGGUGCCUUAGACUGGUGACACACAUUCACAUGUUCAUCCUUACACUUUUUACAAUUUAAACAUGUCUGUUCAUUCACAUACACAUACAAUGUAAUCAUCAAUCUGUCCAUUCACAUACACACAGUGUAAACACCUGUCUGUCCAUUCACAUACACACAUAACGUAAAAUCUGUUCACACAGUCCAUUCACACAAACAUAACAUUUGACUAUUUACCUGUGCACUCAUGAUCUCAACAUCUAUCUAUCCGUUCACAUAUGCACAUAUUCAGAUAUAAUUUCAACAUAGGUACUGUAUGCCCAUUUACAUACGCACACAAUGUAAACAGUCUGUCCAUUCACAUUCACAUACACAUGUAAUGUAAAAUAUGUUAGUCAGUUGACAUACACACAUAACGUGUCUAUUUACAUGUAUACAAUCAACCUCUGUCCAUCCAUUCACAUAUAUGGGCACACAUUCACAUAUGCAGUCGUCCCUCGCUACAUCGCGGUUCGAACAUCACCCCCUCACUCUGUUGUGGAUUUUUGAAAAUUAAUUAAUAAAUGAUCGCUGUUUUGUGGUUGACUAUGGACUAGUAUUAGUCAACAAAUAUUGAAAGAUAGGUCGUAUGUAGUAUUCUGGUGAAUAAUGUUACAUUGAUGAGACAUGACAUUAGAUUAGAGUACCUUCACACUGCAUGGAGUCAGCCAUGGCAUGUUCGACAUGACAUAGCGAAAAAGAAGUUUUCCUCCCAUUUGGUGUGGAAGUGGCAAGUUUUUGGCUUCUUACUUUGUCCUUCUCUCCCACUCUUUCUUAAGUUUAGAAUAAAUACAUUGGAGGCUAACUAGUUAGCUCGGUAGCAUGAUAUGUUUAAAGUGGCGGGCGGCUCUCGUUUCCCUACAGUGAUCCCGUAGCCUGUGCAUUACAGUUGAGCAAUGUGUUGUAAACAAAGAAUAAGAGCAGUGUAAAGGUGACUAUAGGGGUGUUAUUUCAUGUCUACAGCGCUCUAAUAAUGGUAGAACAUGUAUGUAGAAAGUCAUAAACAGGCUUUUUAUGCUCUAACUAUGAAAAUAUUCAAUUUAUUAAUAUUGAAUCCUAAUUUGCGGAAAUUCACUUAUAGAGGUUGGGUCUGGUACCAUUUGACCGUGAUAAAUGAAGGACGCCUAAUUUAAAUAUAGGUACUAUAUGUCCAUUUAUAUACAUUUCCAUACACAUACAAAUUGACAUACAAACAUCCAUUGACAUACACACAUAACUUAAACGUUAUCUGUAUGUCCAUUCACAUUUACAUAAUCUUGAGGGCUGUUCAUCGUUACACUUGACUCCACGAUUUGUCGUCAUGUGUUCACAAAGUUAGAUUUAUUUUACUUCUAGAGCUGUGAAGUUCACACAGGAAAAAGUUAAUGUAUUAUUUCACAUAAGCCUUCAAUAAUUGCCUCAACUAGCCGACACGCAACCGAAUCGUCGAGGUGUUUGUCUCAUUGCGGCGGCAUACAAAGGUCACAAGCUUACCCUCAACAACCUGCCAACUUCUUGCUCGUUCAUCAUCAGGACAGUCCAGUCUUCGGAAGUGGUGAGCGUCUCGGGAAUGGAGGAGGGAAUUUCCCACCUGAGUGACGACACUCUUUCAAGGCAUCCGCCAUCAUUCAAAAGUUCCCCCGCUCCCUCCCACCGCUAAGUGUUUGUCACCCAUGUGGCAUCCGUGUCAACACCCCUGGCAUUGGCAGAUCCUCGAGACGCCUGCAUGGCCUUCAUCUCAGUCCUGCUUGGAAUCUGAGAUCUUAUUUCAUAGACAGACCUCCCACUCCGUUACCACAAACCCAUACAAAGCUGUCACUAUGAGGGGACAAGCUGUAGGAAGGAGAGUGACAUCAUAUUGUGUCAAAUAUUCUAUGGCCUUUUUUUAAAUUUUGGUUUUGAUGUGAUUUUAACAUGUCAGAAACUGCUCUGUAUUCAUUAUCAAAGUUGAGCAAGCUAGCUAGCAGGCACUUAAAUGAUAUUUGUUUUGUGAACACAUUAUGUUUGCCUGGAAACAAUUAUUUUUUUAAUAGAAUCGGAUGCUCCGCUGCAUCACACAGCAAAGAAAGGACAAGAAGAGUCGGCAGAAACAGGAAAUCACACUUUACAGAAAUGAUUACAAAAAUAGCAUUAUAGGACUUGCAAUUGAAAGACUGCUCUGUGUUUAAUAACAAAUACUGGAAAAAGAAGGGCCUAGUUGAGUAUGUUGGACUGAGCGGUUCAAUAGAACCACACGAGUAUUGAUUGCUGGUGGUUGUCCCACUUUAAUGUGACCUCAUUAAACAUCAUUUUCGAUGUCUCUGUUGAUUGAAAAAGUUUAUUUAGGAAACAAUGUAUAACAAUCAUAAACAUAUAUAUAUAUAAUUGUACAUAUUAACUUAUGUGACCAUAAAUACAAUGGCUAAUUUUAAUAAAAGAAAAAUGACACCAGUUUGUUGCUGUUGCUGGUUUGUUUUGGGGGUUUUUUUAAGUUCUGGAUGCUGCAGUAUGACAGGCCAGUCUCCACUUGGCUUCCGCGCUUCAUUUGAAGGAGACACUCGUUCUCCAUUGCUGCUGUUUGUUAGCGUGCCUCAUUUCCGGUUUCCGCCGCUUCCUGCACCACUACAGUAUUUUGAUGUAGAAAAGAGACUCUUUCCUUCUCUUACUAAUUUUGAUCACCGACAUCGAUGGAAUUAUUUGAGAAUUCCAUACUGCAAAAGUUUUCACAUAACACGGUGAGUGUAACGACUGAAAUGUAACGCACAGCUAGUGUUUUUUCAAAUGAGUACAUCGUAUUCAAGUGAUAUACUCUUAUAACUGCUGUCAAAUAUUGUUUUUUGGGUGUGUGAGUGUUUUGCGACAUUCUUUGGGACAUUUCUAGCUUCUGACCCUUAUGUUGGUUGAAAAUGGUAGUU
This is a messenger RNA of Dunckerocampus dactyliophorus (ringed pipefish), 8745 nucleotides long. It is a transcript of the gene vwa8, whose product is annotated as von Willebrand factor A domain containing 8. Gene Ontology annotation, cellular component: cytoplasm. The transcript has 45 exons. The coding region runs from base 146 to 5854 and encodes 1902 amino acids. The record is from RefSeq and is a predicted model, not a curated record. NCBI's taxonomy places the organism in Eukaryota, Metazoa, Chordata, Actinopteri, Syngnathiformes, Syngnathidae. Gene Ontology annotation, molecular function: ATP binding; ATP hydrolysis activity.